UCAAUUCUUCUCCUCAGCUGGUCCUCUCAAAUCUACUACGAUCUAGGAUUCCCCUUUUCUUCUCCUUCAAAUCUUCCCUUUUGCUUGUGUUUUAUUUUCCUCUGAAUCAGUGUUUAUCGGUUGAAAUAGAGACUCGCAAAAUCUAAAGAUCCUUUUUUUUUUGCUCCCCCAUUAAGAUUUUUUGAUGUUUAUUUGGGAGACCCAUAUCAUAAAUUUCUCCGUCCGAAGAUCCACCGUCUUGGCAAGUUCUCGUCUUUUCUGAAUCCCUGUUUAAAUUGGAGCUUAUUAGGGAGACCCAUUUGAAAAAGGAAGCAGCUUGGCAUCAUUCUAGCAGAUGGGUACCGGCUCAUUCCGUCUAAAACCUAUGAAAAACCUCUCCUUCCUGCAAAAGUUUCGAUCCCUCUGAGGAUUUCUGAGCUGACCAGAGAAACCCGUACUGCGAGUUUUGUAAAUGGGGCCCCACGACGGCGAAGAAAAUGAGGCCACGGAGCUUACAGGAGGUGAGGAUUCAGCGGAGAAAGAAACCUCGGAGGAAGAGAGAAGCUUUAAAUCUUUCCUCUCGUCGCCCCUUGUUUGGUUCACGAUGCUAGUGAAGGAGCUGCAUUGGAGCUUUGUUUUCGGGGUUUUCAUUAUCUACGGAGUCAGCCAGGGCGUGGGUUGGUCGGUGUGGAGGGUUGCAGCAGAUUACUAUUGGAAAGAUGUUCAAUUGAAGCAGCCAUCACAGGCCCAGGUCUACCAGGGGAUUACUAACAUUCCUUGGAUCGUGAAGCCGAUUUGGGGGCUUCUCACUGACGUUCUUCCCAUGGCCGGAUAUCGAAGGCGCCCGUAUUUUCUUUUUUCAGGUUUUCUGGGAAUAAUCUCUAUGCUGACACUUUCACUGCACAAGCAACUGCAUGUGUUGUUUGCUUUACUGGCAAUGACGGCAGGGAGUGCUGGUGUAGCAAUAGCAGAUGUGACGAUAGACGCCUGUGUUGCUCAAAAAAGUAUAACUCAUCCACAUCUUGCUGCUGAUAUGCAAAGUUUGUGUGGGUUAUGUUCAUCCAUAGGAAGCCUUUUGGGCUAUUCCAUCAGUGGUUUACUCGUUCAUGCUGUCGGUCCACAGGGUGUACUAGGCUUGUUAAGUAUUCCUUCUGCACUGGUGUUUACAGUUGGAAUGGUGAUGAAGGAAGCUCCUACACCUAAAUUUGAAUACAACGAGGUGUGCGAAAAGUUCCUGCAAGCCAACCGAACUAUGUGGACAACUUUAAAAUGCCCUGCUGUCUGGCGGCCAUGUCUAUAUAUGUAUAUCUCAUUUGCUCUUAGCUUGAAUAUCCAAGAAGGAAUGUUCUUUUGGUACACAGAUCCAAAAGCAGGCCCACCUUUUUCUCAGGAAACAAUAGGAUUCAUAUUUGCAGUGGGCUCAAUUGGAGGUCUUCUUGGAGUUGUACUCUACCAGAACGUUUUCAAGGAUCAUGCAUUCCGCGGCAUGCUCUUGUGGAGCCAGGUUCUUUCUUGUUUAGCCGGGAUGUUGGACCUUGUGUUGGUCUUUAGAUUGAAUUUAAAGCUUCGCAUACCCGAUUUCUUCUUUGGUGUUGUCGAUGAGAGCGUAUCUCAAUUGAUUGGCAAGCUCAAAUGGAUGCCGCUUUUAGUUCUAAGCACCAAGCUUUGUCCUUCUGGCAUUGAAGGCACCUUCUUUGCCUUACUCAUGUCAAUUGAUAAUUUCGGUUUGCUUACAUCUUCAUGGGGUGGUGGUCUUUUGCUACAUAUUUUGCAUGUUACUCGCACCGAUUUUGGUAACCUUGGAGUUGCUAUCUUGAUCCGAAACUUAAUGAGAUUGUUACCACUAACAUUGAUAUUGCUUGUGCCUAAAAGUGAACCAGAUGCGAACAUUCUUCCUGUUGAUAUGCUAGUGGAGAAAAUCGAUAAUAGUCCAGAUACAGAAGUGGAAGAUAUCGAACUGGUUUCACUUGUUGGUCAAAUUCAAAGACAAUGAUAUCAUUCAUUUCGAAGAUUUCGAGGUUUUCAAAGGUUUCUAUACAUACCGCCUUUCAAGUCAUUGAUGUUUAUGGCAUGAAAUUUUUGUAAUUUUGUGUGUUCAUUUUGCUUCUUUAUAUGUCGAGGUAUAGAAAUUGCUGAAUAUUCUUUGUUUUAUUAAUGAGAAUAUGUCUCCAUUUGAUAUUUUUCAGAUAUAAGUACAUACAUAUACAUGCGUA
Asparagus officinalis (garden asparagus) is the source of this 2192-nucleotide messenger RNA. RefSeq names its product probable folate-biopterin transporter 2. The record is from RefSeq and is a predicted model, not a curated record. Lineage: Eukaryota; Viridiplantae; Streptophyta; Magnoliopsida; Asparagales; Asparagaceae. The transcript is spliced from 5 exons. The coding region runs from base 452 to 1972 and encodes 506 amino acids.